This is a messenger RNA of Papilio machaon (common yellow swallowtail), 1902 nucleotides long. RefSeq names its product CDP-diacylglycerol--glycerol-3-phosphate 3-phosphatidyltransferase, mitochondrial (gene PGS1). The record is from RefSeq and is a predicted model, not a curated record. Lineage: Eukaryota; Metazoa; Arthropoda; Insecta; Lepidoptera; Papilionidae. Gene Ontology annotation, cellular component: mitochondrion. Gene Ontology annotation, biological process: cardiolipin biosynthetic process. The coding region runs from base 74 to 1435 and encodes 453 amino acids. Gene Ontology annotation, molecular function: CDP-diacylglycerol-glycerol-3-phosphate 3-phosphatidyltransferase activity. The transcript is spliced from 7 exons.
GAGAAUUCAAAUUGAUCUAUAAACUUAGUGUUGAAAAUCCUUAUACAUACUAAAUAUGUUGUUCAAUUAAAAUAUGUCGCUUAGAUUUAAGUCGACGGAGUUACAUUGCUUCAAUUGGUUUUAUAAUAUCUCACCAUGUUUUCCUGUAAACAGUAGUAAAGUGAAUAUAAUAACGGAUCCAAGGAAAUUUUAUGAUACAUUGUGUGAAAGAUUUAAAAAUGCCAAUCGUCGCAUAUCAGUGGCCAGUUUGUACAUUGGUACAGGGGACUUGGAAAAGAAAUUACUGGAUGUUACACGGAAAAAUCUUAUCUCAAAUAAAAAAUUACAAUUGGAUGUAUUAUUGGAUUAUCAGCGAGGUACUCGUGGGGAAGUCAAUUCUCGUAGUAUGGUGCAAGAAUUAGUGAAGGUUGCACAAGAUCAGUGUAAAUUGUCCUUGUACCAGACUCCUCGUCUUCAAGGCUCCUGGUCCAAAAUUUUACCUGCUCGUUAUAAUGAAAUUUUGGGACUACAACACAUGAAAUUAUACAUUACUGAUGAUUCAGUUUUAUUGAGUGGUGCUAAUUGCUCCAAUGAUUAUUUUCAAAAGAGACAGGAUCGCUAUAUUGAAAUUGAAGAUGUAGAUCUUGCAAAUUUUUAUCAAGAACUCAUAGAUGAAGUUACAAAGUUUAGUAAACAAGAGUCCGGUGAAAAAGUGAACAAGUAUUCUAAGGAAACAUUAAUUAAGGAUGUUAAUAGAAAUAUUGUAGGCUUAAUUGAAAAAUGGAAGAGCAAGCAAAUUACAAAAAUGACAUCAAUUGAUGAUGGUACAAAAGACACAUGGGUGUUUCCUUUAAUACAAAUGGGAGAAUUUGAUAUCACUCAAGAUGAAUAUGCAACAUGCAACAUUCUCUCCUCUGCCCCCAAAGGAUCUUACCUCAGAUUGGCUACUGGUUAUUUUAAUUUAACUGAAAAUUAUGUCAAUACUUUGCUAAAGAAUUGCAAGGCUAAUAUCAGUUUAUUAAUGGCACAUCCAAAUGCAAAUGGAUUUUUGGGAGCAGCAUGGCCGGCUGGUGGAAUUCCACAUGCAUAUUCAUUAAUAGCACAAAAGUUUUGGCAAAGAGUUGUUGAUACCAAUCAAGCAAGUAGAAUAUUAAUGCUGGAGUAUGAGAGACCAGAGUGGACUUUUCAUGCUAAAGGAUUAUGGUACUACCCACCUGGCAGCAGCCGGCCAUGGGCGACUGUGAUCGGGUCCGCCAACCUCGGCGAGCGCUCCGUGAAGAGAGACCUCGAGGCGCAGGCUGCCAUAUUUACCACCUCAUCAGAAUUACAGGAGAGGCUCCACAAAGAGUGUGACAUGCUGCACCAGCACGCGGCAGAGUGCAGCGCUGCGCUGCACAGCCGGGAGACGCCGCUGUGGGUACAAGCCACUGUCCGCUUAUUUAGAACAUACUUCUAGUGUUUACUAAUUAAUUUUCUUUCCCACUCACGACCUAGUAUUGUAAAGCAAAAGAGCCAUCUAUCAUUUAGCGUGUUUGUGUUGUUAUUGUCUUUGUGCAUUAUGAGAGUAGUGACAUUUCACCAAAAUGGGUAGGAAAUAAAUGUCCUCGGCUGUACGCGCUUAUCAUCUACUCGCCCUUCCAGUUUAGGUUGCUACGUGAAAGUUGCAGUAGCAUUGAAAUUGUUAAAUAACACAAGUUUUUGCCAGUUAGAUACACGAACUAUGUUGUAAGAGAGUGUGCAAUUAUUUACUCUGAGAUCCCAACUUAACCUGCACCAAAUGUGACACAUAAAUAUAAAAAAUUGAAUCGUAGCAUUAAAAUUGUACAAAUUUUAGCUGUGAUUUUUAAAAUGUCUAAGCAUUUCCAAAAACUAGAUAACAGAAUGUUGAUUUCCAUGAAAUUAUUGGGUAUCAAGUAAAUACAG